Messenger RNA from Notolabrus celidotus (New Zealand spotty), 3282 nucleotides. RefSeq lists its product as uncharacterized. The transcript has 9 exons. NCBI's taxonomy places the organism in Eukaryota, Metazoa, Chordata, Actinopteri, Labriformes, Labridae. Gene Ontology annotation, cellular component: cytoplasm. The coding region runs from base 1335 to 2360 and encodes 341 amino acids. The record is from RefSeq and is a predicted model, not a curated record.
ACGAGGGGGCGCUCUUUGUUUAAAAAUGAGAGGCUGAAGGGGACAGAGGAGGAGAAAGAGAGAGCAGGGGGAAUCGCUUGGCCUCAAUAAUGCAAGUAUAUGGAAGAAUAAACAACGGACAAGCUUCUUAUUAUGUGAGGUCAACUUCCUGAAUCUCUCUUCCCCUUUUUUCAAAUCAAGUGUGAGGGAGUGUGUAUAUGUAUGCAUGUGUGUGUGUAAGAGAGAGAGAAAGAAAGAGAGAGGGAGGGAGGGAGAGAGCUUUUGGAAUGCUGUGAUGUCAUCAGUCAUACACACACACAAAGCCGAGGAGGACCCACAGGCGCUGUGAUUCUCCCAGCUUAGUUAGCAUACACUGCUGUGGAGCCGCUGUCUACAUCCCACUGUGAGUACUUCAGCUAAUUCUUCCCUUCUCUUACAACUUCUAAUGUUUUUUCUACCACUUUCCCUCACCUCACAACCCCCCUUUUUCAUCUAAGUGUCUGUCUCUGCACCCUAAAAUGUGUUUACACCAAUCUCCCCUCCAGCAGGGUGAUAGUUCUCAGUCUGAGACAAGCUUUCUUUCCCUCCAAGUGCUGCUUUUGUUGGUAGCCUUUGUUUAACUCCCCACUGUGAUUGCUGGAGACCAUUUCAAUCUCCUUGUUAUAGCAAACCGGCUCAUGCUGCACCGGUUUAUGACCCAAGUGUGUGUUUUGUUGGAACCAGAAAUGUUAGAAACGAAGCCGCUAUCUCGUGGGAGUUUUUGGGGGUGAGAAAGGAACAUGGGUUUGGGAAGGGAUGUGUGGUGAGGAGGGGGAGGAGGGAAGUGGGCCACUGAUGACAGAAACAGCCCCAUUCCUUUAGAAAUCUCCUCCCAUUCUGGGCAGCAGCCUCUCUGUCAGUUUGGAAACAGGGUUUGGGCUCUUCCGUGUUCAUGGAGGGAGGGACAAGACAGACGACUGAACUGAAAAGUUUCUGAACCUGGUUGUCUCAAUGAUGACCUCUAAAGACAAAAGAAACUGACAUCUCAGCAGCGAGAGGAAACUGUCAGCACAGCACAGACAGGAAACCGGAUUUUGUGUGUGCAUGUUUGUGUGUGUGUGAGAUUGUGUGUGCGUGUGUGAAUGAGUGAAUGUGUGUGAUUGUACAGUAUGUACAAAAAUUUGAGCACAAGGAUAAGCAUGCGCCUUGUUUCCUGAAGACUUUGAUGGUAAAAAGAGACAUUUCAAAAACAGAACCCAUCAGGAGUUCAUUUGCAAAGACAUGAGACUAUAAACAAUAACAGACCACUUCAAGAAGCUGCUGCCAAACGGACAGUGCCUCCAUCCAUCAACCGCCUGUCCUACCCAUCAUUCAUCAUGCUGCAGCAGAUUUUAAAGGAUAUGUUCAUCGACCCUGAUGUGCUGAACGCUCUCAAUGAAGACCAGAAGAAGACCCUGUUCCUGAAAAUGCGCCAGGAGCAGGUGCGCCGCUGGAAAGAGCGAGAGGAGAAGCUGGAGAACGAAGGAGGAGAUGCUGAAUGCAAGAGAACAAAACCAAAAAAAGCCAAUAGUAAGAAUGUGAGCUGGCUCCUGGGUCGAGACGGAGACGUGGCGGUCAUUGUGAUCGGGGAGGUGGACGAGCUGAGCUCUAGAUUCAUCUGCUCAGGUCUGGGAGAGAAGAAGAACCCAAGUCUUCAGAACAAUUCAAACUGUCAAACUAUCUUAAAGACCAGAAGAACCACAGAACCUGUCCUGACUGAAAGAGAGAACCUCCCUCCUGGAGUUUCAUUGAAUCUAAAGGGAAAAUGUGAAGACAUGAGCACUUUACUCCCUCUGGCGGUGUCAGUGAGCGAGCAUUCAUCACCUCCAGCAGCAGAAAAGUUGAAGUCGGCCAGUGCGGCUGCGGAGAAGUCAGUACCCCAGCCCACCACCAUCUGCUCCAGGCCUCCCAUGAGAGCCAGCCCUGUCAAUGUGAGACCGGCUUCAGCAAAUGCAACACCGGGUUCUGUCAACACAGGACCCAGCCUCGUGAGUCUGAGGCUGGCCUCGGCUACAGCAUCACAGUCUCCUUCCCCCAGCAGUAGCACCGUCAAAAUAGACUCCAGAGCGACAGCACUUGAAAAAGUCCUCCAGCGCUCACAGGAGCAAAGGAAACCCCAGGAGUCGCAGGCUGGGAAAGAUAUCAGUCCAUUAGAAGCGGUUCGGCGUGCUACCUCAGAGGACGCCGUGUCAUCAGGGAGCACCCCAGCCAGUGCAGGGCGCGGCCGAGUGGCUCAGUUGAUGAAGACCUUCAGCGUCGAUGGCGCCGCACCCCCCUCACAGACCCCCUCCCGCGGCAUCAAGCCCCCUCUCCCCAGCAAGCCCAGCCACCUGCGUCUAACCACCACACCCACUGUCAGGUAAUCCUCACACUGACGCACAGACGCCCCACUCGGCUUCAUCCCCAAAUACAGCCACACUGGACAAUCGGGGGUAUCUAAACAUGGAACCUUUGCAGAGUGGGUUGAUGUGAUUGAGAGCUCCUAAGGUGGCUCUUAGUUCACAUUGCAACCAUCAGUUCCAAAGCACAGAAAUGGAGAUGCUUGAAUGUAAUGGUCUUCUUUUGUUUUUGGAUGCUGCAGUACUGUAAACACUAUUUGUGGGAGGGAAAUGCCAAAAUUGUAAUCUAUAUGUAUUCGCAGGGUAUUGAUGACUAUCGCAUGUAUUCACUUGUUUUUGACGCUUUCCACUUUAUCAUGCGGAUAAACACAUUCUGACCCACCAGUCCAAUUAUAAACCCUGCAUACACAAUACUGGUUCCUUACCAAUAUCAUUAUUUUCAUCACUGGUUUUUGAGGCUGAGUAUUUGAGGUUCAGGACAAAAGAAUGGCCAUGGGACGGCCUAGCAGGGUGAAAGAAGGCACAGUAGGGUCCUCCUUCAUCUCGCCUUCUCCUCCCCGGGACCAGUGCAGGGUUGUUUAUUUGUCACGAUGCAGUGUAUGUCUCCCUGUGCCACCUGGCAGGAGCCUCUCUGCGACCUGUCGUGGACCUAUGACAGUGCCAAAUGCCUUGUCUGUCUCUCCCCGUGGAUCAAGUUAGACUGUUGCUGCCAAACAAUCCAGCUCUGUGUUGCUCUUCUCUAUUUUUCAUUGAGAGCUCUACAAGUGAUGUGUGGUUGUGUUUUAUGGUAUGUUGUUUUUGUAUGCUUUCUAUAGGGAGGAAGAUAUUUUGUAAUGGGAUAUUUAAUGUUGCUGCAACGCUCACUUGUACAUUUUUAAAAUCUUUUAAGUCUGGCUUGUAAGGUGCAAUCAAAGAAACAAUAAAAUUGUGUAUCCUGUACAACAUG